CAGGUGAUCCGCCCACCUCAGCCUCCCAAAGUGCUGGGAUUACAGGCAUGAGCCACUGUGCCCAGCCGACUUUAAAUGAGUUACUUAACUCUCAAGUCUCUGUUAAUCUAGUCUGUAAAUUGGGGAUGAUAGCAGUUAUUGUGAGAAUUAACUGUUAUGAGCCACUUACAUUGUUCAGCAGUUAUUAUAAUAACUAUAACAUAAUAAUUAUUAAUAGUUCCAGGCAGCCCCUUGAACAGUGUAGCCUUCAGCAUAGCUCUGGCCUCAGUGUGAGUUACCGGUAUUGUGGGUAGGCUACAGCACGUCUGGCAGUGGGGUAUCAUUACUGAAACCUUAUAAUGAAGAUUCCAAGAUAGUCACAAUUUCAAAGAGACUCUCCUGUUUUCCCUUAGAUCAAUAAGCACUUGCCAAUUUGAUGGGAAAACAUGGCUACCACGGAAAGCCCCUCAGCAGCUGCCUAUUUCUCCAUCAGCCCGUACAGUCGCUGAAAGGUGGUGUGAAGGAGGAAGAUAAUUAGCUAUGGCUCAGGGUACCUGAUAGGUGGGGAGACCUAGAUUCUACUCCUGACCAUCCCAGUCCCAACUGGCCACUGCUGCACAAGUCCAGCUCUCAAAUGAAAGAGCAAAUUACAUCCUUCGAGCUCAGUUCUCCACCUUGGCUGUACGCUAGAAUCAGCUGGGGAUGUUUUUAAAUUCUUGUGCCUGGACUGCACUCCAGACCAAUUUAAUCAGUAUUUUUUAAAAAGCACUCCAGGUAAAUGCUACUGUACACUAAAAGUUGAGAACUGUUUCAGGGCAGGGUUUUUCAAACUCCACAGGCGUAAUAACUACCUGUAUUAGCUUAAAAUAUUUUCUCUGGCUCUGGAGUUUGAUUCUAACAUACCCUUUAAAAACAUGUACACUAUUUUAACAUCUCAGAAAGCAGGGUGAUCUUCUAGUCAGUGGCACCUAAGACUUGAAGACACACAGAAACCAGCAACCCAGCUGAUUCUUAGGAUUAGGCAAGUUGAGGGGAAAACAGUUCCCGAGGGCAGUGCUUCCCAAUCUUUAAUGUCUUUAGAGUCACCUGAGAUCUUGUUAAAAUGCGGAUUCCGAAUCAGAAGUUCUGGGUUAAAGCCUGAGAUUCUGCAUGUCUAAUGAGCUUCUGGGUGAUCUGAUGUUGCUGGCUCUUGAUCCGCAUUUUGGGCAGCAAAAUUCUAAAACAUCUCCACCCGAGGAGGCUCCGCCAGCAAGACUCAUUUAAGUCAACUGAAAUAACUGGCAUAGAGGAGUACAACCUGUGGAGUCCUCAAUGCCUGUGAGGCAGUUACUAGACCGCACCCUCAUUUUUCCCCCAGGAAAGGGCAGCUGGGAUGAGAGCCAGAGGGAGAGAGAGCUGCCCCGACCUUUGAGAAGCCAGAGUCUGGAGUCCAAUUUCCCAAAGAAGCAGAGUUUGUUGUGUGAGGCAGCACAAAUCCCACACUGAAUACCAGCAAAGUUCACUUAUGAAGUGAAGCUGGGACUCAGCUGGCUUUAGUGGGCCGAAGGGAAGCAACCCCAUUCUCUUCACCAUACACCCUUUUUCUACAUUUAUUCAUUCACCAAACCUUUUGAUCCACGAACAAACUACAGGUUCUGAGAGGUUCAAAGAUGAGUCAGAUUUGGUCCAUUGAGCUCCAGGGGGAGAAAUGCAGUGAGGGAAAAGAUUUGUAAAAUGACAUACAAUAUGAAAUGAUAAGUGCCAAUAACAGAAGUACAAAGAGAGGGGCCAGUACAAAGGAGCAAUGCUAGUAGCUUCCUGGAGCAGCAGCCACUGUGGGACCUGAAACAUUCCUAAUCUUCCCAAGGAAGGGCACCACCCAAAACAAAUUUCCUUGCCAGGACCAGCCUAUGGUAAACGAGUAUGCUUUGAUACCCUGAAGCCCUUGAAACCAAGACCUCAUAAUCUGGAGACUCAACAUAAGGAAUGCUUCCUACCUAUGUGCCCGUAAUCUCUAGCUCUAUGAUGCAAAUAAAUCCAAGGAAGCAAGAGACUUUCAGGGGAUGAGCCCCUUAAAGGAUGGAAGUGGUUGUGCAUCCUAUCCUUCUCCCAGAACCCAGCAGAUCAUUUCCCUAGUUACAUAAACAUUUGAGUCUUUACCCCUUGCCAUAUUGACAAAGCUCUUAAUUGGCUUGACCUAUCACAUUGCUAGAUAUAAAGGCUACAAUCCCCAGACUAAGAAGUAGGUCUCCAGUUGGAGUAGGGAGUCUCAGUCAAUGUAGGCAGAGUACAAGACCCUAGAGCCUGCUCUCUUACCUGACCUUGUAUAGACCAGCUUUUAGGGGAGCCAAGUUGGGAUACUCAAUUCCAACUCUUUUCCUUCUCUCCGUCUCACAUACAGGAAACCUUACGAGAAAGGUUUAGGGGCCUGAAAAAGGUGACAAGACGGCAAAGAUGGGAAGUGGAGCCAGUGCUGAGGACAAAGAACUGGCCAAGAGGUCCAAGGAGCUAGAAAAGAAGCUGCAGGAAGAUGCUGAUAAGGAAGCCAAGACUGUCAAGCUGCUACUGCUGGGUGCUGGGGAGUCAGGAAAGAGCACCAUCGUCAAACAGAUGAAGAUCAUUCACCAGGAUGGCUAUUCACCAGAAGAAUGCCUGGAGUUCAAGGCUAUCAUCUAUGGAAAUGUGCUGCAGUCCAUCCUGGCUAUCAUCCGGGCCAUGACCACACUGGGCAUCGACUAUGCUGAAUCAAGCUGUGCGGACGAUGGGCGACAGCUCAACAACCUGGCUGACUCCAUUGAGGAGGGAACCAUGCCUCCAGAGCUGGUGGAGGUCAUUAGGAGGUUGUGGAAGGAUGGCGGGGUGCAAGCCUGCUUCGAGAGAGCUGCAGAAUACCAGCUCAAUGACUCCGCAUCUUACUACCUGAACCAAUUAGAACGAAUCACAGACCCUGAGUACCUCCCUAGUGAGCAAGAUGUGCUCCGAUCCAGAGUCAAAACCACGGGCAUCAUUGAAACCAAGUUUUCUGUCAAAGACUUGAAUUUCAGGAUGUUUGAUGUGGGAGGGCAGAGAUCAGAGAGAAAGAAGUGGAUCCACUGCUUCGAGGGAGUCACCUGCAUCAUUUUCUGUGCAGCCCUCAGUGCCUAUGAUAUGGUGCUGGUGGAAGAUGACGAAGUGAAUCGUAUGCAUGAGUCUUUGCAUCUGUUCAACAGCAUAUGUAACCACAAGUUCUUUGCGGCUACUUCCAUCGUCCUCUUUCUCAACAAGAAGGAUCUCUUUGAGGAAAAAAUCAAGAAAGUCCAUCUCAGCAUUUGUUUUCCAGAGUAUGAUGGUAACAACUCCUAUGAUGAUGCGGGGAAUUACAUCAAGAGCCAGUUCCUUGACCUCAAUAUGCGAAAAGAUGUCAAAGAAAUCUACAGUCACAUGACCUGUGCUACAGAUACACAGAAUGUCAAAUUUGUGUUUGAUGCAGUUACAGAUAUUAUCAUCAAAGAAAACCUCAAGGACUGUGGCCUCUUCUAAUCCUCACCAUUCCUCAGGUAUAAAUUCUAUAAACAGGCUUGGAAUCUGGGUAAUUAAAAACAGCAGAUUAUAGUCAAUAUACUAUGACAUGAAGAAUGAAUCCAUUCUUUGGAGAUGAAGUAUACAUGACUGCAACUGUGUUUCAUACAUUCUUUUCAAAGUGGGAUAGCUAGUGCAGCUUAAAGAGCACAGGCCAGUAGUUAGAAGACCUCCCAGGUUCCAGUACUGGUUUUCCAACUUAAUACAAAAAUGUGAAUACUUUAUUUUUGAGUCGUGAGUCUUUCAACUAUAAAAUGAAGACGACUUCCCUGCCUACUUCACAGGGUUAUUCUGAGGAGCACGAACAUAACUGAAGGGAAGGCACGUAAAAACUGCUUGUGCAGGCCGGGCGCAGUGGCUCACGCUUGUAAUCCCAGCAUGUUGGGAGGCUGAGGUGGGCGGAUCAUGAGAUCAGGAGUUUGAAACCAGUCUGGCCAACACAGUGAAACCCUGUCUCUACCAAAAAUACAAAAAUUAGCUGGGCAUGGUGGCAGGCGCCUGUAAUC
This is a messenger RNA of Cercocebus atys (sooty mangabey), 4022 nucleotides long. RefSeq names its product guanine nucleotide binding protein (G protein), alpha transducing activity polypeptide 2 (gene GNAT2). Gene Ontology annotation, biological process: detection of chemical stimulus involved in sensory perception of bitter taste; adenylate cyclase-modulating G protein-coupled receptor signaling pathway. The transcript has 8 exons. Gene Ontology annotation, cellular component: photoreceptor outer segment; heterotrimeric G-protein complex; photoreceptor inner segment. Gene Ontology annotation, molecular function: GTPase activity; G-protein beta/gamma-subunit complex binding; GTP binding. The record is from RefSeq and is a predicted model, not a curated record. NCBI's taxonomy places the organism in Eukaryota, Metazoa, Chordata, Mammalia, Primates, Cercopithecidae. Bases 2413 to 3477 code for a protein of 354 amino acids.